This is a messenger RNA of Huiozyma naganishii CBS 8797, 321 nucleotides long. RefSeq lists its product as uncharacterized. Bases 1 to 321 code for a protein of 106 amino acids. NCBI's taxonomy places the organism in Eukaryota, Fungi, Ascomycota, Saccharomycetes, Saccharomycetales, Saccharomycetaceae. The record is from RefSeq and is a predicted model, not a curated record. The transcript has a single exon.
AUGUUUCUCUUCAUUCCGCUAAUAUGCGGCGCUCAAAACUUUGAUUCCAACUAUGACAGCAACCCUGCUCACCAAGGUCUGUAUUGUCCCAAAUGCCAUAAUUUCAGCGUGGCACCCAUAAAACGGAAGGAGUUCUUCACUUUCUGGUACAUACCAAUAAUACCGCUAUACUGGGGGAAACAGCUACGGUGUAACAUCUGUAACUGGAGACAGGAUUUCAAGAACGAGGAGGAACUGAACAGAGUCGUCAACGAACAGAAGAAUUUCCAUAAUGGCAACAAUAACACUUCCAUCAAUGCAGAUAGUUACUAUCAAAAGUAA